Messenger RNA from Cornus florida, 1530 nucleotides. RefSeq lists its product as uncharacterized. The transcript is spliced from 5 exons. The record is from RefSeq and is a predicted model, not a curated record. The coding region runs from base 1 to 1530 and encodes 509 amino acids. NCBI's taxonomy places the organism in Eukaryota, Viridiplantae, Streptophyta, Magnoliopsida, Cornales, Cornaceae.
AUGAGGAAGGAAACUCAUCAUCUUGAGUUAAGUCUGCAAUGCUACAAGGGGGAUUUGAGUUCUGUGAGGUAUAAUGAUCUGGAUGAACAACAGUUGAAACAGUCACUCAACAAGGUUCAAACUCGAAAGGGGAAAAGGGAGAUUAGACAAGGGGACCCCAUCUCUCCUAUGCUGUUUGUUCUUGCUAUGGAGGUACUUUCCUUAUCUCUUGGCAAUGCAGUUUCAAACAGCCCAAGUUUUAAGUUUCAUUGGAGGUGCAAUAAGCUUUCCAUUACACACCUUGCCUUUGCUGAUGACUUGUUACUUUUCUCAUUUGGUAAUCUUGCAUUUGUCACUGUGUUGCACAAUGUAUUAACAAGGUUCCUACAAUGGUCUGGUCUCUCAAUUAAUUGUUCAAAGAGCCAUGUUUUCUUCUCUGGGGUAGAUAACCAAACCAAAGUAGCUAUACUCAACCUCCUGCUGUUUGAUGCUGGUGUCUUGCCAUUAACUUACCUUGGUUUACCUUUGACUUCAUCUGCAAUUAGUGCAACAGAUUGCCAAUCCCUUGUUCAAAAGAUCACAUUAGAGCUGUACUGCUCAAAUCCAUCCUCCACUCUAUCCAAACUUAUUGGUCUCAAACAUUCAUCUUACCCCAAAAAGUCAUUGAACAAGCCUAAAAACAAUGGUGGUUUAGGUUUUGAUUGUAUUGAUUUAGCUAAUAGAGUUGCAGGUCUCAACCAUAUUUGGAAAUUAUGUGCAAAGAAGAAUAGUCUUUGGGUGAAUUGGACCUACAAGUAUCUCAUCAAGAAUAAGAACUUUUGGACUGUUAAACCAACUUCACUCAGUUCUGGGUUUUGGAGGAAAUUACUGAAGCAAAAGGAAAUGGCUAGAAGGGUAAUCAAGCAUAGGAUUGGAACAGGUCCUGAUACUAUGAUGUGGAUUGAUUUUUGGCUUCCAAAUGGUCCACUUUAUUCUCAGCUGGGGCUUUCUGAGGUGGAAAUUCUUCAACUUGACACAAGUGUCAAAGUUGAUAGCCUAAUUUCCAACUCUCAGUGGUCAAUUCCAGCCUCUCUUCAGCAGAUUCCUUUCUUAAAUUCCAACUCCUUCAAUUCUCAGUUGCAUAGCUUGCAUACCCCCUCAGCUUCACCUGACUUGAUUGAAUGGUUACCAAGUUUAACCACUGGAUUUUCACAGAGGACCACAAUGGAUUACUUCUGCCCUCCCUCACUGCUUAAUUGUUGGACUGAUCUCAUUACAUGGUGUUCAUCCAACUGGCAAAUGAAUCAUUUCACAUUGCAUAAGCUCUUGCUCUCGGCUGCUGUCUACUUUAUCUGGUUUGAAAGGAAUGCUAGGGCCUUCAAAAAUAAGGCUUCCAGUGCUCAACACAUCAUUCAACUCAUCAAAAGUUGCAUCAGAUCAAGACUAUCAUCACUGGUUUUGAAGAAGGAGGCUGAGCUUAACCAAAGGCAUUCAAUGGAGGGUUUGCAGAAGAUGUUCCUUGAUGGAUGUGCAUUUGCUGGCAGCCACACAUGGCUUCUUUCAGAUGAUUAA